Haliotis rufescens (red abalone) is the source of this 6454-nucleotide messenger RNA. RefSeq names its product protein RD3-like. The coding region runs from base 170 to 769 and encodes 199 amino acids. The record is from RefSeq and is a predicted model, not a curated record. The transcript is spliced from 2 exons. NCBI's taxonomy places the organism in Eukaryota, Metazoa, Mollusca, Gastropoda, Lepetellida, Haliotidae.
GCGUCUGCUAUCAAACUUAUUCCAAGGAAGAACCUGCCUUGUGUCUUAGGUGAGACCUAUUGUGCGGAAAAGGGUGAUUUUGUUGUCCGUUUAUGUCCGUAUAAGAAAGAAAUCAGACAUGAAAAUGUGAAUGUUCUCACAUCGCUGAAUUGGUAGCGGUAAAACUAGAAUGAUGGCGUUCAAGUCUCUUUGGAACAGACGAUGGCUCUCCACAGACACCUACAAACCACCUGAAAAAGAUGAGCAUGUGAUGGUUGCUGAUUCUCUCCUCUCAGAACUAGAGUUUCAUAUUCGUGAUAUUGAUAAAAGGAAUAGAGAUAGGGAGGAUGAAGAUAAACGCCGUACAACAGGAGUGGAUUACUCUUGGCUAGUCAGUGUUACACCAAAAGCUUAUGAAGUACCCCAACUUGAACGUCUGGAAUUGGAGGAACUUUGCUACAAGGUGUCGUCUAGUGAAUGUGGUAAAAUCAUCUCACUGUUUCGAGAUGCUGUGCUUCGUGAACGACCUGUUCGGGAGCUACCAGGUGUAAUGAGGUCGUGUGUUCUUCAAGUCAUCGAACAACGACCAAGGGAGGAAACCCUGUCUGAAUGGGUUACCAAAAGGACUAUGAGUCUCACAAGUCUCAAACUACGACCAAAUCCCAAAGUUGCCCCCAGUUCUGGGAUUGAGGAUGUUGAAAUGCAAGAAGGUGUUCCUCGGGAAACACGUGCUAUGAGCAUGCCUGACUUUAGUGUUGAGAGAUCUUCAACAUGUACAAUGCGAUUCUGAUCAAGAAGUUAUUGAAUAACGCUCCAGUCGUAUGCCUUGCUCAAAAGAUCAACAUUUAUUUUGUCCAUUUGCCAAAUAUAUUUAUCAUGAUUUUUCAUGUUAUUUGUUUAAAAUGAUACAGCUUUAUGUAUACACAAUUGUUUUUGAACAUUUUGUUGAGGAAUGUACAAAAAUAUAUCCUGUUUACUAUGAAUAAUAUAUAAAGGUGUUGACCAGAUGUCUCUCAGUUCAAACAGAAAAUACAGUAUGUUCCGAUAUCAACUCUAAGCCAUAAAGGAAGGUUUGCUAAUGGUGCCAAUAAAUUAGAAUGACAAUAUUAAGCCAAAGAAUAUACAAAGUUGACUAGCCAACUUGAGUCAUGUAUUUCUUAAGAUUAUGUUAUAUUUUACUUAAAACUAUUAUGACCAUGAUGACAGAUUUGCUAAAAUAACUGUAAUGCAUCUUAAAAUUUUAAGGACAAUUCGCACAAUAUACAACACAUUAAGUUAAUGCUUCUUCUAGACAAGUCUCAUGUAGAAAAAUAUCAAUAUGUUUGAGAUCAGCUCAUUUUCUAGGACAUUAAUUGAUUGCCAUCCAAAAAUAUUUUUCAAUUUUAGUGAUGGGGUAGAAACAUGUCUUGCCAAAAUUUUAUAUAAUUUAAAUGUCCAAAUGGCAUACUUGUAUGUCCCUAACCAAAUCAAUGAUGUUAAGAUUGCAAAAUAUCCACGAUCAUGUCAUAUGCAAGUUUAGCAUGUUAACAUGGUUAAGAAUAGGUGUAUUGACUGAACAUUAGUGUUGGGGACAUACAGACAGACUUUCAUGACUGGCUAAUUUAAUGUUGUGUUAGUAUAGAUUAUCUAUUUAUUCGUGACUUAGUUACAAGAAGGGAAACAUUGCAAGACAGUCCUUACUUAAUAUAUUCACAUGAUGAGAUGAAUUUGUCACAUUGUGACAUGGGGAUAUGGUUCCUGAGAUAAAUGAUCCAAACAGUGUUCAAAAUUAAGGAUCAAAGCCAAAGGGUCAUUGUCAAAACUUCUUGUUUAAGACAAAAGAUUUAGGAGUCUUUGCCACAGUUCCAUACCUGUUUCCAAUCAAGAACUAGACAUUGCAAUUUGUGCCUUGUGUGAAUCUGAGACAUUGUCUCUGUGUAAUUAGGGUUAUUAUUACCCGUUAGAUUGAUAAACAUGAUACAUUUUCAGAAAGCAAAGUGGUGUUUAAACAGUUUCAGUCACUUUCUGGUACUGCCUAAUGGCCCGAGCCAAUUCCCCCUUUUAUUUCUGAUGGCUAGAUCUACAUGAAGUUAUCGUUUUAUGAGACAUGUCUAAACACAGAUAUUGAGAGAUAAUGUCUGAACAUGUUACUCUAUCAACAUGAUCCAAUGAUAGAGGGGAUAUUCUACUUCUACUAGUGUUAGUCCUGAUUUGAAGGAGAUCGCCUUAUUUUGCAUAUUUUCAGCAUUUAGCAAAAGUUUGACUGAAUUAUUCUUGCUUUUCCUGUCAUUCAAAAUAUUUGUUGUUUGUUUAACGCCAAACUCAGCAAUAUUCCAGCUGUAUGAUGGGCCCUGUAAAUAAUCAACUCUGGACCAGUCAAUCCAGUGAUUGACAACUUGAGCAUAAAUUUACACAUUUCAUAUACGAUAUCAUUCAUCAACCAAGUCACCGAUUCUGACCAGCCAAUCCCGUUAGUUGCCUCUUACGAAAAGCAUGGGUUGCUGAAGACCAAUUCUAACCCAGAUGUUAACGGGUCUCAAAAUAUUUAAGUAUGUGUAGUUAGGUGUCAUCAUGAUUAUUACCUUAGAAUAUGUCAGUGUUUUAACAUCAGCCUUAUCUAUGAUUUCAUAAUCAAAAUCGCCUCAUUAUGUGCAAUAAUCUUUGAUGCAUCCAAUGGCUAGUGAAUAUUUAUGAUGUGAAAUUAUGAACAUGAUAACGAAAAUGUGAUAGCAUCUCUUUAGCUUCCUUAGUCAUGUUAGCAUGGUUAGAUGGUUGUGGACUUGCUAUUUAAUAUUCUCGGGGUGGGGGUGUUGAAGAGAGAAUAUUUGUUUUGUCAUUCCUUCAACAUCUUCAUCUUUUUCUCUACAUGCUCUAAGAGGGAGAGUCAAACAAUAUUUUGUGGACACUAGUCCUAUAGUCCUUGCCAAACUGCCCAAUAGUUAGUGUUUCUAAAGACCUGUAGAAAUUUGCCACUUUUAAGGGUUUUGCUAUAUGUUAUCAUUAUAAGGACUAGUAGACAAAACUAGUUAGUUUCUAUCAUUGACAACCCAUUUUGUUCUUGACAUUCAGUAAACAAUUAUAUAUUUUUGUUAAAACCUGAAGCAAAAUGAUUUUUGUUUCUAGUAUUUUCUGGAAUAGUUUUUAUUUUACCCAAAAAAUCUAGGCUCCGUAGAAUAUUAAUGUUUGGUCUGUCAGUACUGUAGUAAAAACAGUACAACUUGAAACAAUAUGUUACUGCGAGAGAGGCUAGGACAUGUUUUAAUAUGUGAUGACUUGAAGUUGGCAAUGUAGAUGAUAUAGGGGAUUGAUUAUGUACUUAAUAUUCAAAUGUAUGCAACUUGCCAUGUCUGUUACUAUGUGUAUGUUAUAAAUAUAAAUAUAUCUUCUUGUUAUGUUACCAUGGUUACAUCAUAUACAUGAUGUAGUAUACUAUUAGUUUCCCUAGAGAUGUCCAACCUGUUUAGCAUGCUGUAGUGAGCUGAAACACAUCACUGAUACUAAUGUAAUACAAUGCAUGAUAAUGUCAUGAUUAUACAUGUAUCUGUCAUACCAUACAAACUGUUUGAAUUAUCAACUACGAGUGGUACUGUUCAACAGUUAUGGGUACUGGUAUGUGUAUUGGUAUGAGCACUGCUGUGUGCACUGGUAUGAGCACUGCUGUGUGCACCGGUAUGUGUACUGGUAUAGGUACUGGUUUGUGUAUUGGUAUGGGUACUGGCAUGAGCACUGCUGCAUGUACUGGUAUUCAUACUGGUAUGGAUACUGGUAUGAGCACUGCUGUGUGCACUGGUAUGAGCACUGCUGCGUGCACUGGUAUGGGUACUGGUAAACAGUGGUAUGAGCACUGGUAUUUGUUCUGGUAUAAGCACUGGUAUGGACAGGUAUGAGCACUCGUAUGGGCAUUGGUAUGAGCACUGCUGCGUGCACUGGUAUGGGUAGGUAUGAGCACUGCUGCGUGCACUGGUAUGUGUAUUGGUAUGAGCACUGGUAUGGGUACUGGUAUGAGCACUGCUAUGUGCACUGGUAUGGGUACUGGUAUGAGCCCUGCUGCGUGCACUGGUAUAAGCAUUGGUAUGUGUACUGGUAUGAGCACUGCUAUGUGCACUGGUAUGGGUACUGGUAAACAGUGGUAUGAGCACUGGUAUUUGUUCUGGUAUAAACACUGGUAUGUGUAUUGGUAUGAGCACUGCUGCGUGCACUGGUAUGGGUAGGUAUGAGCACUGCUGCGUGCACUGGUAUGUGUAUUGGUAUGAGCACUGGUAUGGGUACUGGUAUGAGCACUGCUAUGUGCACUGGUAUGGGUACUGGUAUGAGCACUGCUGCGUGCACUGGUAUAAGCAUUGGUAUGUGUACUGGUAUGAGCACUGCUAUGUGCACUGGUAUGGGUACUGGUAUGAGCACUGCUGCUUGUACUUGUAUUCACACUGGUAUGGAUACUGGUAUGAGCACUGCUGCGUGCACUGGUAUGGGUACUGGUAAACAGUGGUAUGAGCACUGGUAUUUGUUCUGGUAUAAACACUGGUAUGUGUAUUGGUAUGAGCACUGGUAUGAGCACUGCUGCGUGCACUGGUAUGGAUACUGGUAUGAGCACUGGUAUGGGUACUGGUAUGAGCACUGCUGCAUGCACUGGUAUGGGUACUGUUAUGUGUAUUGGUAUGAGCAAUGCUGUGUGUACUGGUAUGGAUACCGGUAUGAGCACUGCUGUGUGCACUGGUGUGUGCAUUGGUGUGAGCACUGGUAUGGCCAUGAUGCUUUAUUGGUCAAGCUCACUUUGAACUAUUGUUGAUACUAUAUCUGACAUGUUUACAUGUUAACACGUUGAUGGUAAAACUGGUACUAUGUUUUGGUGGACUACAAUUUUCUGAAUGUAUGUGAACAAUAUCAAAGGCACUACAUGUAUCAGCUUUUAUCAUGUUUUAUGCAACAUUGGAAAGACUGCAUCUGAAUUGUCAAUAUUUUGUGAUUUUGAUCUGGAGUAAAUCAUUCCUGCUUUACAUUCCAUCAUUUUGUAUUUACAAAGUUUUAGUCAUUGUUUAUUUUUUCCCAAUGCCAGAUCAGUGUUAGUUGUUUUACAGUUUUGUUUGUAAGGGUGUGCGGUAUUAUCAGUAUUUUGGUAAUUUGAGGUUCAUUCUUUCCAUGAUACGUAUCACAAUAUCAUAUAUAUCGAUCACAUAUAUUGAUAUAUCAGUUGAUGUCAAAUAGCGAUUUCUUUUUUAAAGGUUAUUUUCUUGCCAAAUGCCUUUGCUACCCUGCAGUAUGCAUCCAGGGCUGCAAGUUGGCUGUGUAUUAAUUGACUGAGUAAACAUCAUGUUGUACCAGCAUCUUAUUUUGUUCCAUUUAUGAACUUCAAUUCAUACCUUAAUUAAUCAGAUUGCUGCUGAAUUCCAAAUUUAUAACUAUACAAUAUAUCGUGAUACGUAUCGCCUUGUGCAUCGCAAAAUAUUGUGUUACACUUUAAACCUCCAAUACCUGUCCCUAAUUGUUUGUAUGUUUUACUUGAACAAUUUUCAUUUUUAUUUUAGUCCUAUUUUUGUCCUUUCCCCUAUCUCUUAACAUUAUUUGUGUGUUGAUUACAUUUCCUGAGUUGCUCUUUAAUAUUUAUUUUGUCUUUUUAUGCAAUUAUUGCUUGCUAAUAGAAACCAUACAAACCAUGCUAUACGCAUGCAUUGUUUAUGUAACCAGUACUAUUUCUUUUUCCUUCUGAGUAACCAAAUCUAAACUGGCGUCUAAAGUCCAUGGUAUUCCUUGUUUAUAAGCAACUUGCUUUGCCAUUCACUCAUAUUUGUGGAAAUUAAGAUUUAAGUAUUAAGAAUAAACGCUAGUGUGUAUACAUUGGGGCAUGUCUGUCAGUGAUAUGUUUAAUUUAAAAAAAAACAUAUUUAAUGCAACAAUAAUACUAGAAAAUCUUCACUGAAUAUUUUUUUAACCAAUCCAUCAAAAUGCUUAAAAACAUUGAACGUUUCUUAAUUCGCUUCUUGAUUUCUUAGAACAAAAAUGUCAUCGGCUAUAGCUAUUCUUAGGAAUGUGUAUAAUGAAUGGAAAAUAGCAUUGUUUUGCAGAGAAAUCAAUUGCUGCUAUGAGAUGUGUUUAAUGGUUAGCAUUUAUAGGAGUGGCAACCAUGAAAUAUCUUAUCCUCAUUCCAUGUCAUCAUUCAGUUCACACUCUUAGAUAUUUUUGGCACACUUUUUGAAAAGUAAUGUUCAAAUGUGCACUAUUUGAUUAAAUCCUGGCCGAAACACUGUGCUUACUUUCAAUUCAAGCUUCCUAACUUCAUAUCAUAUGUUUUGUUAAUGUAAGAUGGAAUCUGAUAAACUCUUUGGUAAUAAUGCAAAUCAUUUUCUGUUACUUAAUAUGUUAACCAUGACAAAAUGUGAUAUUUUCCCUACUUUUGCCAAUAAUGUUGGUAGCUGUAGGUAUUUAUUGCCAGUUCAAAAGAUGCAUUUACCCCCAGUCAUUGUAGUCAUUAUUGAUUUCCUCAAUAAAGACAUUUCUUUUA